Messenger RNA from Letharia columbiana, 1584 nucleotides. RefSeq lists its product as uncharacterized. NCBI's taxonomy places the organism in Eukaryota, Fungi, Ascomycota, Lecanoromycetes, Lecanorales, Parmeliaceae. Gene Ontology annotation, molecular function: phosphoric diester hydrolase activity. The transcript is spliced from 2 exons. Bases 1 to 1584 code for a protein of 527 amino acids. The record is from RefSeq and is a predicted model, not a curated record. Gene Ontology annotation, biological process: lipid metabolic process.
AUGCCUAGCAAAGGCAUCACAGUAUACAGCUACAUCUCCGUGGAAGGCUACAAAGUCGAAUUCACCGCCCCCAAGACUUCUGUCCGAAACACAGCCGCGGACAAUUUUACUGCCAAAGAUCUCGAAGUCGAAUCAUCCAACAUCGAAGGCAUCCGUCAUUAUACCGGCCGCUUCGAAUGGAAAGCCUUCGAUCCCGACGGCAACAUUGUCGGCAGCAGAUACAAUGACAUCAAUAGUCUGACUGGCAAUCUGGAGGGCGGGAGCAUGACUUCUACCGCAGAGUUCGCCCCAAUCGUCACGGACGCCGUGGUCAUAACCUUCGGCUUCUACGACGCCGGCCACGGCGAAGCUGGUCUCACUAAUCACGACCAAUGCUACGUAACUAUCUGUUCAACCAGCAACAAAGCAUGGAUGGGUGCCGUAGCUCCGCCGGGCUCACCCCAGGCCCAACACCCAUUCUCCCGCUUCGUACUCGCAGCACCGCACGAUAACGGUAUGAACAGUAUGCAACAAGCCGACGCAGUGCUCUCUUCGGUCAAUAGUGACAUGGUAGCCGACCUGCGCAAGAUUGUGCCCGGACUGCACCACUUUCCCCACAUCCCCGACGAGGCACUCGUGCAUAUGCUACCAAACAUUGUGUACGGCGUGUCCAUUACGCAAAAGAAGCAGGUUCCUGUGAUGCUUACCCUCGGAGCAAGGUACUUUGAAUUCCGUCCCGCGGAGCUUCUACCCGCGUUCCAGAAAGUAUCCAAAUUACCCAACAAGUUCUACUUCCAGCAUGCGUGCAUCCCCGGGCUAGCAUUUGACGAGUUCCUCGACGAUCAGGUCCAGUUCCUGGAUGCUAACCCCACGGAGAUAGUCACGCUCCAUAUCCGCUACGACAACAUCAUCAAAGAAUGUAAAAAGCCCACCGAAGAAGAAAUCCACCAGGCCCUCAACUCCGCAUGCGCCAGAGCCCAGAAUGCUAAACUGACCUGGGGCCACCGGGAAUGCUUCAGCAAGCCAAUUGACACCCUCCGCUCGACCGGCCAACGCCUCAUCGUCGUAAUCAUGGCCGAGAAAUACGACUCCUGGACCGCUUCAGCCUACGCCACCUUGAAAGCGGAUCCCAUACUCGGGCGCUUCGAGUCCAUGAACACGGCCGGCCAAGAAUCGACCGACAUAACCGUGUUGCAAUGCCAAGCGACAUCGCAGAGUAUCAAAGAGGUCUUAAUUUACAGCGUCGUGAGCGCGAACGCGGCAUCGAGUUGUCUGACUAGCACGAAAGGAGCGUUGGACAUGCAGACGCUGCCAUGGAUCCGGGCGAAUGCACUGGAUAGGUUGCAGGCGGAGAAGACGAUUGUGAUUAUGAACGAUUUCAUUGACGGGGCAACGACGGAUACGAGUAUUGAGUUGUCGAGAAAGAGGUUGGGCGUUGACACUCUACGCGAUGUAAAUUCAGCGGAUGGUCAGGGUGCAGCGAGUCGAGAUGAACAGGGGCAGGAAGCCUUAGUCCGGCCAUUCCAGGAGGCUUCAGUUGAAGACAAAGCGAUACAAAAGAGGCCGAUUGAAGACUCAGCUCCGAUGCCUGGCAGGUUUGACUGA